AUGUGGGCCAAUGUUGUUGUCAUUGGAGUAAGGAAUAUCAUGUUCCUGCUAUAUCGGCUCCUCGCGACCAGCCCGCAGCUCCUCCACGCGGCAGCGGGGCCCGGUGUCAGAGUGUCCGCUCCUCCAGCUCCUCAACACGGCGACACCUCCCUCUGCUCAGCGGGGGGCUACCGCAGCGGGCUCCAUGGGGCACAGCUCCAGCUGCACACGGCUAAACCGAGCCCUUCUCAGUGUGCUGGCGGAGGAGGCUGGGAGGAUUUAUCACGAGACGAUUGGGACAUGUCAGAAAGUUCUUCAGGUGUGAACACUCUCAGCGGCAGCCUCCCCAAAUCCCACUCGUCCCAGUACUCGGACCCCGGUGUUGCACACACUCCCCUCUCUGUGGACCGCAGUCCUGAUUCUGGACUAGUAUCCACACCACUCCCAUCAAGUCGGUUCCGGUUCGUGUCAUGGCAUCGCCUGGAACAGUGUGAUGUCAGAGGCGACCAGCUGACCUGCCCCAGGGUCAGAGAAGGACCAUCAGAGGAGGAGCUGUUUCAAAGAGAGGGGGAUGACGUCCCCGUGGAGAGAUGGACAGGGAGGAGGAGGAGGGAGGAUGAAGGACAGAGAUGGGAGGAAAGGCUGCAAGAAAACUGGGAAAACUGUCUGGAGUUGAAUCUGUCCUAUCAGAACCUGGGCGAUCCCUUCCAGAGAGAGAAUUUCCUGCGGAUCCUGCGGCGGUUGAUCCGCGUGGAGACACUGCAGCUGGUCGACAACUCCCUCACCGACCUGAGUUCUGUACGUCUGCCAAGGUGCCAAAUGUUGAACCUGCACCGGAACCACCUGGUCUGCUUGCGUCAGCUGCCAAAGCUCCCAGCAGUGGAGCACCUUUGUUUGUCUGACAACGCCAUUGGCUCCCUGGUGGGACUGGGAGCUCUGGAGAACAGCCCGCUGCGCUCCCUGACCCUGACCCACAACCCAGUGACCUUCACUCAGGACUACCGUGCACGAGUUUUCUCCUGUUUGCCAAAGCUUGAAGUCCUGGAUGCUAUCCCCAAGUUGCCAGAAGACUCUCUGCCCACCAGACUACAUUUCCCAGAAACCACCAGGAUGUGCAACAUUUUGUGACAUUCUCCUUUGGAUGGAUUCUGACUCAGAUCUCCCAAGCCCGUUUGCACAGCGACGGUAUAGCUUCAGCAAAGUAUUUCACACUUUGAAACUGCACUGGAGGGUUGACUGACCCACAGAGGAAGCCCACUGGUAUCCAGUCAUUUACAACUGUCACUAUUUUAGGCCACAGUGAAAACACACUGUAAUUUUUAUAUAAAUCGAUAUGUUAAUCAUAUACUUUUUAAACUUUUG
Messenger RNA from Platichthys flesus (European flounder), 1341 nucleotides. RefSeq lists its product as uncharacterized. Lineage: Eukaryota; Metazoa; Chordata; Actinopteri; Pleuronectiformes; Pleuronectidae. The coding region runs from base 1 to 1107 and encodes 368 amino acids. The transcript is spliced from 8 exons. The record is from RefSeq and is a predicted model, not a curated record.